CAAAGACAAGUUGGAAAGAAGGCUGCGCCGAGCAGGGAGAAGAGGGACACCAUGGCAAGCCUGCACCCGCCGCUGGAUGACGCGCAGGAUGCUGGACAGGUGCUCUACACGUCCCUCCUGGUCCUGGGGCUGGACGCCACAGGGCUGGAGCUCAGCCUCCGCACGCCCGUCAGUCAGAAAAUGUUCACACGAAUGAACAAAAAGCUUGGGGAGCACAUAUUGCACUUUUUGUUUGUCUGCAUCGACCGUGACAAGGCCUCAAAGGUCUUCCGUGACUGCUGGCCUCUGCUUGACAAGAGGCAGGAGUCCCAGUUUCACAAGGCUACAUUCGAGUGGUACAAAACAUUACAACAGAAUUAUGGACAGCCAGUCCCUGCAGUUGUAGCUAAGACCUUCAUGUCCCCCGGAGGACCCAAAUUUAUCACCACCUUGCGCACUUUGACCCGCAUUGCCCACCAUGCCUCCUGCAUCAGAAAAGAUCCUGUACGGAAUGUCUUAAACUUUCCGACAUUUGGCCGUUGCCCAGAGAAAAACCGUGCAAUGCUAACUCUCCUUCGAGCCUCAAAGCAAGCACACCAGAGGGAGUUCAUUGUGAGACAGAAAAUCCAGCAAAAUGUUCUCAAAAAAGUUCAAGAAAAAGCUAAGGAGCUGGCUGGAGUGUACCGCAGUCUGUGCUCCCAGAGUGACAAGGCAGCAGCCAGUCUCCAGGAUGCACUUCGGCAGAAUGAGAGGCUGACACAACAUCAGAAGGAAACCCUUCCAACAUCUCCACUGUGUGAUAUACAAAAAGAGGUACAAGUGGAUAUGUCUGAGAUGAAUAGUGAAGCAAAGAGGCUCUGGGACCGUGUGGAGGUUUUCCGUCAGGUGGAGGAGUCAUCGUGGAAGAUACUGUCUCCACUAUUGAAUGGAACCACAUCCUUGUCGCACGUUGAUGGGUCUAUGUAUUCCGUUCAAGUGCCAGACAUGAUUUACAAGGAACAUGCAACAGAAAUAAAUAAGCUAGGGUUGCAAGGCUUGUAUCAAGAAGACAAACUAGAUUUGCUGAGUCUGGUCCAGUAUGCCAACUUAGCCCUGAAGUCCCUUCUUACAACUGUGCAUAAAACACAUUCACAGGCCAGGCCUGAGUCGACAGAGGAGCUGAAGGUCCAGAUGGGUCGUGUGGCUAGCUUGAGUGAGACUGUGAAUGAACUUACAACUAAGUUGAACACUCUCUUGCCUGAGUUAAUGGAGUCUGUUGCAGUACACCGCCAGCAGAUCACACUGCCUGUCCCCAUUCUGGAGAGUAUUGAGCAAGAUGGAAAGCCCAACCUCUGUCCUCCAACACCACCUCUGUGUCUUGUCAACACACCUGUGGCCAAUGGGGGGCCAAAGUAUGCUCCUCUCAUGCUCACCCCUGGUGUUCACAAACCUCAUGCAAGAGGGCCUCAGAUGGAUGCUAAUACCACUCCUAACAGGAUGCUCACCACGCAUAGUAUGACACAAGCUGCCAGAAAGUCGCCCAAGGCCAAUGUUCUCUAUUCCUCAGCAACCCAUAAAGAUGAUUCGGUUUUGAUUGUAGCUGGGGAAGAAGCUAAAGUUUCUGAGGCAGAGGAAGGGCUAGGAAUAGAGAUGCUGACAGUGGACUGUCGGGUGCGCUACCAGAGGAAGAAGCAGGAGGAGCUGGAGGCACUGUUGGAAAAGUACCAACCACAGCAAAGCAGAGAAGGGAAGAAGACAGCGAUCCCAAAAAGAACAAAAAUUCCCAAAGAGAACAAGAAACCACUAGAGAACAAUAAACUCUCAGACUGUAGCAGUCGCAUGACCAAGAAAGUCCUGGCCAAAGUGGAAAUGAACGUGAAGGAAACAAAUGUGAGAAAUGGAAAGGCAUUGGCUAUAUGUCCGAAUAAUGGAGAGGAUCUUGACAGUUCACUGAUAAACAGACUGGCAGAGGUUGUGGCUACUGAUGACAAUGACAGUGGUGCUGCAGAACUAAUGGCAGAGUCUCUUAGUAGUACAAACUCCAAGGAAGGCUUGGCACUAGAUUCUGGUUGUGCUGAUGGCUCUGGCUCAGAAACACUGUUGGACACCAUCGAGAGGAUGAGCAUAACUCCAAGGAAGAAAAACGAGUGCAGACUUCCUCAAAGCAGACCAGGAUCUGCGAAGAAGUAUGGCACACCCUUCCGCUCAAUUACCCCUAGGUUAUCUACUUCUUAUACUGAGACCCCAGAUAUUUCAAAAGACAAUGAGGUAACACAACCAGCAAAUUCACAAGUCAUAAAACUGAUUGAUUUUACACCAUAUGGAAAACCAGCCACUAAGAUUUGUACACCAAUUGGGACACCAACAAGAGAUCCUUUCAAGACACCUAUCCAGAAACCAGAAGCUGUAGGGAAGAAUACUGAUGUUUCCAGGCAGCUGCUAGCAUCCUUAUCUCUAGACAAAAAAGAGGACAAUGCCCACGAAGUCCCAAAAGAUCUUAUGACAAGGAUGUCUCUGUUGACUCAGAGUCCAGUGAGAAGUACAGCAAUUCCUCAAGGAUCAAAGAUACUAGCAAAAUUCUCAGGACUGGAGCUGCAGGAGGCAUCCAGAGGCACCCAUGCAACCAGGCAGAUGAAAGCUGAUAUUACAGAGACCAGCCGGGGAGCUGCCAUAGUGGAGCUUCGACACCACGCAAAGACAAACCUCUGCAGUCUUAUUGAACAGAUGCAGAAGAUGAAGCAAGUCCACUCAGAAGCAAAAGGGGUAAAUGAGACCAGAGCUAGGGGGGGGUCUAAGUCCAAGUUCUUAUCUUUUGUAGAAAAACUGAAAGCUGAGAAACAACAAAGUAACAGUGGUAGCGAGAGCAAGUGUUUGAGGAGUCUUAGCAAAGACUUAGAAAUAAACACUGACAAUAAGGAACCACAGAGUGAUACACUGACCUGGAGUAAAGAAUCCUCAUUAAAGGAAACCGCUGAUAAGAUUCAUCCAGACAGUAAGACAGACUUUUUAAGUAACAUGACAAGAAUGCAAGACCUUCUUGGUGAUUAUGAAGAUGAUGAAGAUACGCUCACUGGAAGUUGCUAUGAUAGUAAGAGCUUUGAGGAGACACUGGAGAAAGAUGGAGAAAUAUUCACAAAUUCCCGAGAUAUUGAGAAGACGCUUUUCAAGACACCAGGCAGGCGAUCAUCGUACCUUUCAGAAGAUUCUGUCUUCGACACACUUACUGAUGCAAUUCUUGUUGGAGAGGCCAAAUCUUCUAUCUUAAGGGAAGAGGGGGCUAAGGCAGAGGCCCGGAGAG
Penaeus indicus is the source of this 3256-nucleotide messenger RNA. RefSeq lists its product as uncharacterized. The transcript is spliced from 16 exons. Gene Ontology annotation, cellular component: HAUS complex; mitotic spindle microtubule. Gene Ontology annotation, molecular function: microtubule binding. The record is from RefSeq and is a predicted model, not a curated record. Gene Ontology annotation, biological process: spindle assembly. The annotation marks the transcript as partial. Lineage: Eukaryota; Metazoa; Arthropoda; Malacostraca; Decapoda; Penaeidae.